AUGCCUCCAACUGACCUACUAGGGGCCAGUAACCCAACCUCUCCACCGGAUCCUGAAUCUAUAAACCCAUCUCAACAAUGGAAUCCCCCCGAGCACGCGCCCAAGGUCGCAUCUGCACCCCUCUCUAAACACGCAACCCACCUCUACACCGUCUCCUACCUAAUCUUCUUCUCAUUACUGGGCACAUUAGCCCGCCUCGGCCUCCAAGCCCUCACAUUCUACACGGGCGCGCCCGUCGUCACAGGCGUGUUAUGGGCGAACGUGAGCGGCAGCCUGGUAAUGGGCUUCCUGAUCGAGGAUAAGAAUUUGUUUCUGGAGGAAUGGGGCGAGAAGCCAGUACAAGAUGAUAAAGACGCGCCACCAGAUGCACAAGCAGUUGAAUCCCACGCGAAGAAACACAAAGCUGUCAAGAAGACAAUUCCGCUGUAUAUCGGCUUGACGACUGGUUUCUGUGGUUGCUUUACGUCCUUCUCGUCUUUUAUUCGGGAUGUCUUUCUCGCGCUGGCUAAUGCCCUCCCGGAUCCGUCGCUACCUGCUGGGUCGUCCAUUGCGUCGCGUAAUGGCGGAUAUAGCUUCAUGGCGCUGGUUGCUGUUAUUCUGUUGACCGUAUCGCUGAGUCUAUCGGCGCUGAUCUUCGGAGCGCACCUCGCUCUCGCGUCGGCGCGCUUGACGCCUACUGUUCCUUUCAAGUUCACGCGAUGUGUCUUGGAUCGGGUGGUUGUCGUUUUGGCUUGGGGUUGCUGGCUCGGUGCCAUUUUUCUGGCCAUCUGGCCCCCAGACCGACACGAUGGCCCGGAUGUCUGGCGUGGCCGGGCUGUUUUCGCCCUUGUCUUUGCGCCCCUUGGGUGUCUGCUUCGAUUUUAUGCAUCGCUUCACCUCAAUAGCCGUAUUCCUACGUUCCCACUUGGUACGUUCACGGUUAAUAUCUUUGGAACUGUCAUCGAGGGUCUUUGCUAUGAUCUCCAGCAUGUCAGCGGGCUUGGCGCUGUCGUUCCUACUGCGUUGACUGGAUGCCAGGUGCUGCAGGGUGUGAUGGAUGGAUUUUGUGGAAGUACGACGACUGUCAGUACUUGGGUAGCUGAGUUAAAUGGGUUUUCUCGUCGUCGCCAUGCUUAUGUGUAUGGGGCUACGAGUGUGGUUGUGGCCCUCGGGUUCUUGGUUGUUAUUAUGGGUUCAUUGCUAUGGACUCGUGGGUUUGAUGAUCCUGUCUGUGGAUGA
Messenger RNA from Penicillium nucicola, 1218 nucleotides. Its product is annotated as FluC/FEX family fluoride channel. The transcript has a single exon. The coding region runs from base 1 to 1218 and encodes 405 amino acids. Gene Ontology annotation, molecular function: fluoride transmembrane transporter activity. Gene Ontology annotation, cellular component: membrane. Lineage: Eukaryota; Fungi; Ascomycota; Eurotiomycetes; Eurotiales; Aspergillaceae. Gene Ontology annotation, biological process: fluoride transmembrane transport. The record is from RefSeq and is a predicted model, not a curated record.